AUGCUCCAAGGACGAAUUUUCUCUUACACCGACACCCAUUUCCAUCGUCUCGGACCCAACUACAUUCAAGAUGGAUUGAUGGCUUACAACAAUCAAGGCAAUGCUCCGAACUACUUCCCCAACAGCUUCAAUGGGCAUGUGACUCGCAAAGAUGUUAAGGACUCGGUGUUCUCAUUGAGCGGUGAUGUCGAUCGUUUCGAAACCGGAGAAGAUCACAAUUAUGAGCAACCCCGACAAUUUUGGGAGAAAGUUCUCGAUGAAGGAGCUCGCGAAAGAAUGUGCAAGAAUUUUGCUGAUUCCCUGAAGAACUGUCACCAAUUCAUCAUCGAUGGUAUUCUGGAGCAUUUCACGAAAAUCCAUCCAGAUUUUGGCAAGCGCGUCAGAACUAUUAUUCGCGAGCAAACUCGUGCUCAUCAUUAA
Molecule: messenger RNA, 420 nt
Organism: Caenorhabditis bovis
Lineage: Eukaryota; Metazoa; Nematoda; Chromadorea; Rhabditida; Rhabditidae
Source: the annotation of a GenBank genome assembly